UUCAUAUAGUUAUGGCUAAUUAGAUGUUGAUUUACAAAAGCGUGGUUAAUUAACGUGUUAAUUGUGAAAUGCCACAAUGUCAUGUGGAACUUUGGACCAGCCUUGAAGUCCACUCUCUCCGCAACAAUCUGUCGCAUGGUAACUGCUCCAUCGGAACACGCCACAUACAGUUUUACAUACGGACGUCGCUUCUUCCACUUUAAUGAAGAUUAAUUGACAGCGGAUGCACAUGUGAUUCCGGCAAAGGCAAAGUGAAAGUGUAUGUGUUUUCAGUCAAGGAAAAGUUUAAUAAGUGAUCUAGUUGAGUGGACCAUUAUCUGGGACAGUUCAACUUUCCAUCACUGCUGUAAUUAAUAAUAGUUGAACUCAAAAAAGGAUCUGUCUCGCGAAAGAAACACUGUGUCGCAAACUUGAAGAUUAUUUGUUUCUAUUUGAAGUUAAUGUUCGAAACAUGGAAGGAAUGAACAAAAGAAUUUCUGAUGGACUCAAAAAAGCCACGGAGGAAUGUCUAAAGAGCAUCAAGCACCUGUACCCCAAGAGUUUCUGCAAUGCGUCAUUCGAUGGCUACAUCUGUUGGCCACCUACUUUACCGGGGAUGACCAUUAGUCGACCUUGCCCUUCCGUGGACGGUUUCACGUCAACUGGUCAAGCCUACAAGAGGUGUAACAGGAACGGCACAUGGUAUAGUCCACCGGGAAACGAACUCUCGGUCUGGACUAAUUACACCACCUGCGUCAUGCCCGACGAGCAAGAGGAGACAACUCCUUACAUCCCUACCGCGGCUGUACAGGAAGUCAGUAUAGAUGUCACCGUGCUUACUAACGACCUCCUCUUCUACUUCCUCAACUGCAUCGCCGCCCUCGCCCUCAUCAUCGCCAUCAUCAUAUUCGGAUGUUGUAUCAAGAAAUGGUCUCUACGCUAUCAGAUUCUCAUCCCGCUCUUCCUAUCAGCUCUGCUGAUCUCCCUUGUGUCCUUGACCUUCAACGUGAUGCAGUAUGUUGACGACCCGACACAAAGCGACCGUAGCUUAUCAGAAAACCCAACCUCUUGCAUUACAAUAACCUAUCUUAGAAGAUUCUCGGAACUUGCCACCUACUCUUGGUUGAUGGUUCUCGGAAUAAAUUACAUGAUCUGGCUAAGAAAAUGCAACCUCAAUAGGGGCCGUCUCCUUCUUUCCUUCUUUUUAGGAUUCGGACUUCCGGUAAUGCUAGCAUCCGCCUGGGUCGUGGCCGUCACCUUCUUCCUUCGUAGCAACCUGGCGUGCGUGCUGUACUAUCAGCUAGACACAACCCACUGGAUCACAGAUGCACCGAAGUUCCUCAUCAUCGCCAUUGCUCUGCUCAUGUUCUUCUUGUGUAUGUGGUGGGCAACUUGUCGUCCUCUUGUGGCCUAUGAGUGUACUGAGAUCCGUCUAGUGUUGCAGAGUGUGUGGAAGGUGGUGUUGCUGCUGCUGCUUCUUGCGGCGGCGGAAGUCUACCUUACCCUGUGCGCAUAUGGUAUCGUGGAGUCGGUCUCUAUCGCAGAGACCAUUGUGAAGGGAAUUCGGCCUCUUCUCAUCGCUGUAAUGCUGUGUUUCCUGGAUACGGAGACGUGGUGCUGCUGUUAUUACUAGAAGGACUGUCACCGGGGAACAUUCACAUUGGAGUGCUAAUGUGGAUUUCCGAAACUGGUUUGACGUUCUUAUGUGCAUUCAAAAAACAGAUCGUAUAGAAAACUGUGACUAUAAGCCUUCUAGUUUUCAAUAUGAUAAAACCACUUCAACAUUCUAUCGUAGCCGGAUCAUAUGUAAGUUUUGUUAUUAAUUAUGGUGUGAGAAUACAUGCUUAUUGUGCCCUACAUCUAUUAUGUCCACAUACCAUUCCCGUGCUCGUGGGUUUUACCAAAGUUGUAAACGCCGAAGACCUGCAUCAUUUUGGUCGUUCCUCCAACAACUACCUGACACGCCAGGAUAUAACUGAGAUAUUAUUCAAAGCGGUGUAAAACUCAGUCCUGAAUACGUGCUGUCAGGAAAUGAACACGUUAGGAAAGCAGAUGUUAUGGCUGAUAAUCCAUUAAUUGAAUGUCGGGUUGAUUUUUUUUUAAGAACGGCUUCACCCAUCGUGUUAAUCUGAAGCGUAGGAGAUCUCAGGUUAAAAGGAAACUAUGAUGGUCGGUGUCAUGAAAAGUGUACGUUGCAACAACAUCGUGGGGAACCGGUCUGUCAGCAAUUGUACCUCAUAAUAACAUACCCGGUGCAUCAUCUAUCGUUCAUUAGACUACCCGGUGGCUGUACAUGUAAUUGUAAUUGUGGAUGGGGGCACUGGAGGUGUGGGAACCUAAAUUCACCGCUCCUGUUUCAAUAUUUGAUAGUGAUUAACAUGGACAUGCUUAUGAUAUGGUCGGAAUCGUACAGUCGACUCUGGUUUUUAGUAGAUAUGUCUUGUGAUUAGGGAAAUGUUUUUUGUUGUUUUUGUUUUCAUUAUGCAGAUUAACUGAGUGUAGGGCCCCACCUCUCACCCAUUAUCUCCGACACAAGCGCUCACUCUCACAGACACGGUGUAGCCUGUCUCCUCCUGCCAGUUUCAGCUAUAUUAUCGUGACGGGUGGUGUACGUUGGACGGGUCCGAUGACAACUUCUUUUAUAGAGAUGUAAUCACGCUGGCUUUUAUUAACUACAAUGACAUCCCCUGUUGGUGCUGCACUGACUGGCUUCACCUGGGCCCACAUUGUGUCUUGUAUCUGAUCACCCAUCCAACAUGGCACUUACCUCGUCAGUUUUAAUAACAACCACUCAAACGGUUGUAUCUUUGAAGCAAAUGUAUUAAAAGUGGAAAGACCUCUGCUUCAUUGGUAUGUCUGAGCUUAUUAAGCCCUUAUCAGCUUCUUCUUUUUUCCUUUUAGACUGCAAAAUUAUAGAUUAUGAUGAAAUGCUAUAGCUGAUAGGGUGAGUGAGUUGGGUUAAAGCCGCUUUGAACAGUACUCCAGUUAUAUCACGGCGUGUCAGCUUCAUGUAGGAGGAAAGCCCGUAGAGAUUCAGGUCUCAGACGUUUACCACUUCGGUAAAAC
Messenger RNA from Haliotis rufescens (red abalone), 3045 nucleotides. Its product is annotated as PDF receptor-like. The transcript has 2 exons. The coding region runs from base 452 to 1612 and encodes 386 amino acids. Gene Ontology annotation, cellular component: plasma membrane. Gene Ontology annotation, biological process: adenylate cyclase-modulating G protein-coupled receptor signaling pathway; cell surface receptor signaling pathway. NCBI's taxonomy places the organism in Eukaryota, Metazoa, Mollusca, Gastropoda, Lepetellida, Haliotidae. The record is from RefSeq and is a predicted model, not a curated record. Gene Ontology annotation, molecular function: G protein-coupled peptide receptor activity.